GUCACACAGAAGAGUUUCACAAGAUAGUUUACAAUACAUAGGGGCAAACCCUUGUCAGUUCAGUUCAAACAAUUUUGAGCUCAAAGCGGAUUUACUAGGACGCAUCCGAUCUGUCUCCUAACAUAAGACGCGAGGCUGCAGAUCCGACGGCGGCGUUAUCGUCAUGAUUUUUUCUUCCUUACCCAGGAUUUAUCAAUUCACCCUAGCUGAGAUUCUCAUGUAAAUUGGGUUCGUAUUGGGAAACAUCCUUCGCAUCGCCCUGCAAUCCGAAGGCCGAAAAACCAAGCGAGUCGCCUGAAUCUUUCCAGCCACCCGGAAGAAAAACUGAGCCGCCGGCCGCCGAGAUUGUGAAUUGCAUUGGUGAAGCCAAUGCAACCCGGUCCGAAGAUGCAGGUCGCUUUUCCGAGCAAGCACAAAGACACGGACCCGCAACCGCCUCCCUCGGCCUUCGCCAGAAUCACCAACGGCUGGACGGAGAGUUGAAACCCGCCGAAGUGAAGGCUGGCUGGGAGACCUCGAAAGGUUCCUUUGAUCGUAGUCGCGACUUGAGAAAAGGCCGCCUCUUGGGCGUAAAGCGAGUAAAGCGAGUAAAGCGGCACGUCCUUUCACACGAUCCUCUUGUCUAUUGACUCGUGCGGAAAGCGAAAGAUUGGGGGGAGGAGCGAAAUUCACGGGAGGCGGAUUUCCAACGGCGAGUCAGAUGCUCCUUGGAGCAUUAACCCGGGCGAGCUUUUGUUGUUGUUGUUGUUGAAAAGGCGGAGCAAAGGAUCGACCCACCCACCCCAAAAAAUGUCAUGUCUGUUCAAGAGAGACCGGUAAAAAGGCGCCAAGGCAACACAGCAACACUCGUGGAGAUACACAAACACACCGCCAGUCCUCCCGGUACCCACGGAGUGGUGAACAAAGUACCGGAACCAAAAAGGUCUGGCCCACGGAGCUCGACGAGCUCGUUUGAAUGCAACACCGGGUUCUUUGUACCGGGAGGCGGGACUGAGAGCGCUGCAGUCGCGGGAAUGAAGGCGCUGGCGGUAUAGAGCCCAACAUGGAGUGCGUGAUUCUGGAUGCGCUCGAGGCUUUGGGAUACAAAGGCACUCUUCUGGAUGAAGAUGCUCUUAAUAAAGCAGCGGAAUGUGGGCUUGCUUCUCAAGAUUUCUGUGAGCUUUGUGUUUGGCUAAGUUCCAGAAUACAGCCAUUGUGUAACCUGGAAGAAAGCAUCUCCUCAACAACUGGUGGUGAAGAUGUUGAAAGUUUACAGCUAGAAAUGAGUGGCUUUUUAAAAGAACUGGCUUGUCCAUAUUCUACACUUGUAUCCGGAGAAAUUAAAGACCGGUUAAAAAAGAAAGAAGAUUGUCUUAAAGUCUUGUUAUUUUUAAGCACAGAACUUCAGGCUCUACAAAUACUACAGUUUAAGCAAUGUAAAGGUUCUCAUUUGGCAAAGAAUGAUGAAGUUUAUCGGGAAAUCCAGAUGAUCUCUGAUGCUUUAGGGGUACCAGAAUCAUCAGCAUCUUCUCUCCCUGUCUCAUUAAACAAUAUAGAGUCAAAGCUUAAGGACAUUUUGUCAAAAGUUCCAAAAGCAUACAUGGAGAAACCUCUGCUAAAAACUCCUUUGAAUACAAAGCAAAUGAAGCAGUUGGAAAAAAUUAAUGAGGCUCUUCUCACUGAAUAUGAAUGCCGCAGGCGGAUGUUAAUGAAACGUUUAGAUGUAACUGUACAGUCCUUUGGGUGGUCUGAUAGAGCUAAGGUGAAAACAGAUGAUAUUGCAAGGAUUUAUCAACCCAAACGUUACGUACUCACUUCUAAAUCAACAAUUUCAAUAGCUCAUCUUCUAGCUGCUCGUGAAGAUUUGUCAAAGAUCAUAAGAACAAGCAGUGGCUCUACGCGGGAAAAGACUAUUUGUGCAAUCAAUAAGGUCUUGAUGGGAAGAGUACCAGAUCGUGGCGGAAGACCAUCAGAAAUUGAUCCACCACCUCCUGAAAUGCCCCCAUGGCAGAAGAGACAGGAUGGUGGAGGGCGGGGAGGAAGAGGAGGUUGGGGAGGAGAUAGAGGGAGAGGUGGAGGAAAUAGAGGCGGCGGUGGAUGGGGUGGAGGGGGUGGGUGGGGUGGGAGUGGUAGAGGAGGUGGGGGUGGCUGGAGGGGAGGGGGUGGAUAUCAAGGAAGGGGUGAUUAUAGUGGGAGAGGAGGAGGAUAUGGUGAGUCAUAUGGUAGAAGGGGAGGUGGGUAUAGAAAAUACUAACAUCUUAAUGUUAACCAACAUGCAUACUCUGAAAGCAGGGUUUCAGAAUACAUUAUUGCUGAUGGGCAAAUGUGAUGCUUGAACUGCAUUGAUCUUCCUUAUUGAUGAAUCCUGGUUGUUCCAUUCAUUUAAAACCACCUUAUACAAAAUUAAUUUUCACUACAGGGAUAACUUCUAUCUAGCCAAGCAUAUGUACUCACGCAUUUGUCAUUAACAGCAAUAUAUACAAGGAUGGAAGCAAUGACUGAUGAAAAACCUUUUGAGUUGCAAAUACACAACUAAAUUGUUAUGUGCAAGUUGGAUGUACAAAUUUGAUGCUGAACAUGCAGAGUAUGUGGUGUUUCCUGUGCAGAACCCAUCUCUUUUUUAAAAGUGUGCAAAGUGUUCCUAAUUGUUUUUGGCUCAUUUUUUUUAAGUUUCUUUGUUUCACAUUAUUGUUCAUCUGGAUUUUAUUUAUUUAACAAGGUUGCUGAAAAACAUACGAUCCUGAAAUUGAUAUUUGCCCCAUCCAGCCUUUCUGGCAUUUGCUCCAUCCAGCCUUUCUUUUGGCAAAAUACCAAGCAAAGAAAGAAGCAUUGGAUGUAGCUUAGCGAAAGUACAUGAGGUACUUCAAUCAAUAUAUUCUGCUAGGAGAUGCACUCAGAUCAGUACUGGUGUUGUGAUAGGAAUGUUCAGGCAAUAAUACUCUGAUUUCGUGCCUGAGGACACAUAGACUAUUUAAAGUUUCAUAGAAUGUAUUCUGUAUCCCAUCUCCACUAAAUUUUUCUAAAAGAAAGGCCAAAGCAAGCUUUCUUGAACAAAAGUGUUUUCUGUAGUUCUUGGUUUGGCCAAAGAUUAUGGUACAUGUGUCUUUUGUAGUAUAUAUAUCAGCAGAAACAGAAAUCUUUUGACUGAAUAAUGGAGUGGCUAUUCAGCAUAAUUUUUCCUGAUCUUAGUUGAAUGCCAUGUCUUUUACAAUUCUGCCUGUUAAUUUUUCUUUAUAUUUCAAGUUCAUUGUUCUCAUGUUCCAAUUAUGUUUCUCAACUUUGACAGCUUUAAGAAGUUGGAUCUCAAAUCCCAUGCUUAUAUGGAAUUCUGUGAGUUGAUUUCUAUGCAUCUUAAAGCUGCCAAAUAUUGAUGUACACUAAGGUAUUAUUCCAGAAAUUAUAUAUUUUAUUUUAACUGAUCAAAAAUGAAAAGCAAGACAUACUUUUCUCCUGAGCCAAAAGUGAAAGAGAUUAUUUUUAACUAGUUUAACCUGUAAUUGUUUAACAUUUCCUUACCUUCCCAAAUCAGAAAACAGUUAAGGAUGAAUAAUGAUUUCUGGUAAUUGUAUGCCUGUAAUUUUGACCACCUCUAACAAUGCAAUAAAAAUUCAAUACCUUUUAUAUGUUUAAAUCCGAAUAGUGUAUUUUAUAGAACAUAAUGUUCUUAUAUAAAUAGUUUGUAUUAACAGUUA
Messenger RNA from Thamnophis elegans (Western terrestrial garter snake), 3671 nucleotides. It is a transcript of the gene TSLIG3B, whose product is annotated as family with sequence similarity 98 member B. Gene Ontology annotation, cellular component: tRNA-splicing ligase complex. The record is from RefSeq and is a predicted model, not a curated record. Bases 1043 to 2233 code for a protein of 396 amino acids. The transcript has 8 exons. NCBI's taxonomy places the organism in Eukaryota, Metazoa, Chordata, Lepidosauria, Squamata, Natricidae.